AUGGCGGCGCGGUGCCGGCUGCGCUCGCCCCAGCGCUCCUUCCGUGCCGCGGCCGCGCUGCGGAGGCCCGCGGAGGAGCAGCACAAGGAGCCGGCGGCAUCCUCCUCUCAGCGCCAGUUUGAUUCCCACCCGGCAGAUGACGCGCCCGAGCCGGGGACGCAGGACGCCUGGGCCAGUUACACUGGCCAGGACGGCCAGGAGUCUGAGGACUCCGCGAGCGAGGAGCAGCUGCAGCAUCGAAUCCUCGCGGCCGCGCUGGAGUUUGUGCCCGAACACGGCUGGACUGCAGAAGCCAUUGCAGAGGGAGCCAAGACGCUGGGCCUCUCUGCUGCGGCCGCGGGGAUGUUCCGCAGCGACGGCAGCGAGCUGGUCCUGCACUUCGUGUCUCAGUGCAACACCAAGCUCGCCGAGCUGCUGGAGCAGGAACAAAAACUAGUGCAGCUGGGCGAAACACAAAAGAAGACUACAGAUCAAUUUCUAAGAGAUGCUCUGGAAGCCAGACUAAGGAUGUUGAUUCCAUAUAUUGAGAAGUGGCCCCAGGCUGUCAGCAUCCUGCUGCUCCCACGGAACAUCCCGUCCAGCCUCAGCCUGCUCACUAGCAUGAUCGACGAUAUCUGUCACUUCGCGGGAGACCAGUCCACGGAUUUUAACUGGUACACUCGGCGGGCCGUGCUCACCGGCAUCUACAACACCACGGAGCUGGUGAUGAUGCAGGACUCCUCGCCGGACUUCGAGGACACGUGGCGCUUCCUGGAGAACAGGGUGGCCGACGCCGUGAACAUGGACAAUACGGCGAAGCAGGUAAAAUCAACCGGAGAAGCUCUAGUCCAGGGACUGAUGGGAGCUGCGGUCACUGUGAAGAACCUGAGCGGCCUCAACCAGCGGCGCUGAGCGGCGGCGGCGGCAGCAGGAGGCGGCUGCGGAGGAAGGCGCCGCGGGACCCGCUGCUCGGCCCGGCUGCCCGCGCCCUGCCGCGCUUCGG
This is a messenger RNA of Nothoprocta perdicaria, 982 nucleotides long. It is a transcript of the gene COQ9, whose product is annotated as coenzyme Q9. Gene Ontology annotation, cellular component: mitochondrial inner membrane. The transcript is spliced from 9 exons. Bases 1 to 891 code for a protein of 296 amino acids. The record is from RefSeq and is a predicted model, not a curated record. Lineage: Eukaryota; Metazoa; Chordata; Aves; Tinamiformes; Tinamidae. Gene Ontology annotation, molecular function: lipid binding. Gene Ontology annotation, biological process: ubiquinone biosynthetic process.